Molecule: messenger RNA, 966 nt
Organism: Striga hermonthica
Lineage: Eukaryota; Viridiplantae; Streptophyta; Magnoliopsida; Lamiales; Orobanchaceae
Source: the annotation of a GenBank genome assembly
AUGGAUUCUGGUGAAUCACAGACAGGUACUCAAGGAUCACCAACAGCCCCUACGCACCAUCAAUUUGCGGUCACGCCCGACGGAACUAAAUAUUGGAUACCGGAAUGUGAUGAAUCGGACAAACCUUACAACGGGCAGAGGUUUCGGGAAUUACACGAAGCUAUCGAUUUCUACAAAAGAUACGCUCUCAUUGUUGGUUUCGAUGUGAGGCACAGCACCUUGAUAAAAUCACGUGACAAAACAAUUCUCUGGAAAUACAUGGUGUGCUCGAGGGAAGGAUAUAAGCACCAUACAGCAAUCAAUACAACAGUAUGCGAUGGCGGGCCGGAUGGUCACACGGAAUUUGUAAUCAGAGACGUAGAUGGUAACACUUUCAGUGUUGUUCACGAGAUCAUUUUGAAUACAACGACAUGUUCGUGCAAACACUUUGAAUUGUACGGGUGGUUGUGUCGCCACGUGUUUGUUGUACUCAAAGAUUUGAACAUGCAAUCUAUACCUUCUGCGCAUAUCCUGUCACGGUGGACGAAAAUGGCUACUCUUAAUCCCAUUUUCCAGGUUCUUGAUGUCGCGUCUGCCCAAUGCGCCAAAAUUGACGAUAGAAAGUUCCUGCUUAGCAAGUUGUGGUCGGAUAUACAUACAUGUAUGGGAUUGACUAAGCCUUGUGUUAACCGCCUUAUCGAAUUUUCAAAGGUCAUCGAAGCACACAAGGUUAAACUACUGUCUGAUCAAGGCGAGUACGCAGCAGUCAGUAAUAAAGAGCAGCAGUUUGAGUCUUUUGUUGGCAUGGCUGCGCCUCAAGAGGUGACCAUUCACCCUCCGACACACUCGAAAAACAAGGGCAGCGGAAAACGACUAAAGAGUGAAAAAGAAAAUGCAAUUGAACAGUCGCAAAAGAAGCGGAGGGUUUGCAAGUCCUGUGGCGAAAGAGCCGGUCACAAUGCACGUACGUGCCCCAAAAAACUGUAG